AUGGCCGACAACGUUGCCGCUCCGACCUCCUCGACCCUCCCUCCUCCCCCCCAGACUUCUGCUGCUGCCUCCAACCAGCAGUACGAUGGGUCUCAGGGCAAUGGUCAAGCCAAUCCAUCCCACAUGCCACCUCCUCCCCGCCCGCCCGUGGUGAUCCCUCAGAACACCAACCCGAUCCCGACCGCCAUGACCUCUCCGAUGUCCGGCAACAUGAUGUCUCCGACCAGCGCCGGGGGCUUUGUGCGUCGGGCGGCCCCUGAGCCAAACAAGAGGGCGCUGUACGUUGGUGGCCUGGACCCUCGCGUGACCGAGGAUAUCUUGAAACAAAUCUUCGAGACUACCGGCCAUGUCAUCAGUGUCAAGAUCAUUCCCGACAAGACUCAGAAGUUUAGCAGUAAAGGAUUCAACUACGGCUUUGUCGAAUUCGACGACCCCGGUGCCGCCGAAAGAGCCAUGCAGACGCUCAACGGGCGCCGCAUUCACCAGUCGGAGAUCCGUGUCAACUGGGCCUACCAGUCCAACAGCACGAACAAGGAAGACACCUCGAAUCACUUCCACAUUUUCGUCGGCGAUCUGAGCAACGAAGUCAACGACGACGUGCUCCUCCAAGCCUUCUGUGCCUUCGGCUCCGUGUCCGAAGCUCGUGUGAUGUGGGAUAUGAAGACUGGUCGUUCCCGUGGCUAUGGAUUUGUUGCUUUCCGCGAGCGCAACGAUGCCGACAAAGCGUUGAGCUCCAUGGACGGCGAAUGGCUCGGCUCCCGCGCCAUCCGCUGCAACUGGGCCAACCAAAAGGGCCAGCCUUCUAUCUCCCAACAGCAAGCUAUGGCAGCGAUGGGAAUGACACCCACCACAGCAUUCGGUCACCAUCACUUCCCCACCCAUGGCAUUCAAAGCUACGACAUGGUCGUCCAGCAAACCCCGCAGUGGCAGACCACGUGCUAUGUGGGUAACUUGACCCCUUACACCGCGCAGAACGACCUCGUCCCGCUCUUCCAGAACUUCGGAUAUGUUCUUGAGACCCGUCUGCAGGCCGAUCGGGGAUUUGCGUUUAUCAAGAUGGACACACACGAGAACGCGGCUAUGGCCAUCUGCCAGCUCAACAGUUACAAUGUCAACGGUCGCCCUCUGAAGUGCAGCUGGGGCAAGGAUCGCCCCCCUACCGGCCAGUUCGACAACUUCUCCGGUCAGCAGGGCACCUCCCCUUUCAACAACAACCCGACCCCGUACUUCCCCCAGUACGGAGGCCCCGGCGCCCCCAUGACUCCUCAAGGCCCUAACAACCAAAGAGGCUGGGACCAGUCCGGCAUGACUGGCCAAGGCUACGGCCAGGUCCCUGGCAACGCAGGGUAUGGCCGUGGUCAAGCUACGCCUACCUCCGGCUGGAACCAGCAGCCAAACAAUGCCAACUUCGGCAAUGGUUUCGGUGGCUACCAAGCGUAG
Molecule: messenger RNA, 1440 nt
Organism: Aspergillus heteromorphus CBS 117.55
Lineage: Eukaryota; Fungi; Ascomycota; Eurotiomycetes; Eurotiales; Aspergillaceae
Product: nuclear and cytoplasmic polyadenylated RNA-binding protein pub1
Exons: 5
Coding region: 1-1440 (479 amino acids)
Molecular function (GO): RNA binding
Source: RefSeq, a predicted model, not a curated record